Messenger RNA from Cyprinodon variegatus (sheepshead minnow), 1067 nucleotides. It is a transcript of the gene rnf113a, whose product is annotated as ring finger protein 113A. Bases 29 to 994 code for a protein of 321 amino acids. Gene Ontology annotation, biological process: snoRNA splicing. Gene Ontology annotation, molecular function: metal ion binding. The transcript is spliced from 10 exons. The record is from RefSeq and is a predicted model, not a curated record. NCBI's taxonomy places the organism in Eukaryota, Metazoa, Chordata, Actinopteri, Cyprinodontiformes, Cyprinodontidae. Gene Ontology annotation, cellular component: U2-type spliceosomal complex.
GAAAAAAAAGAGAAGAAUAAUAGGCAAAAUGGCGGAAUCAACGGAUCCCAAAACACCAACUUGUACCUUUCUGUUCAAAAAAUCGACAAAAAAAUUCUCCGGACGCAAAAGAAAAGCAAGUGACAGCGAUAAAGAGAGUAACAGUGACGAAGACCAGUGUGCUGUGAUCAGAAGAGAAAGGAAGGAUGCGAAGGUCAACCCCAUGAUUCAGAAGACCAAAAGGGUGGAGAGAGAUGCUGUAUCUUCUAGUGAAAGUGAAGAUGACAAAGAUGACAAGAUCACAGUUUCCUACAAGUCUACAAGAUCAGCGAAACCAGAGGGACCUGAAGACAUGGGUGCAACCGCUACGUAUCAGCUGGACACAGAGAAAGACAAAGAUGCCCAGGCAAUAUUUGAGAAGAGCCAGAAAAUCCAAGAGGAACUAUUGGGUAAAGAGGAUGAUAAAAUAUACCGUGGCAUCAAUAACUACCAGAAAUUCAUCAAGCCUAAAGACACCACAAUGGGCAACGCUUCUUCUGGUAUGGUCAGAAAAGGGCCGAUCCGUGCCCCCGAACACCUGAGAGCAACAGUCCGGUGGGACUACCAACCAGAUAUCUGCAAAGACUACAAGGAGACUGGUUUCUGUGGUUUUGGAGAUAGCUGCAAGUUCCUCCAUGACAGAUCAGACUACAAACAUGGCUGGCAGAUUGAGAGGGAACUGGAAGAGGGCACAUUUGGAGCAAAUGAUGAUGAGAAUUAUGAGGUGAGCAGCGAUGAGGAGGAUUUACCCUUUAGGUGCUUCAUCUGCCGAGAUUCCUUCAAGAAUCCCAUUGUCACAAAGUGCAAACAUUACUUCUGUGAAACCUGCGCUCUUCAGCACUAUCGCAAGUCGAAACGGUGCUACGUGUGCAACACUCAAACCAAUGGAGUCUUUAACCCUGCAAAAGAGCUGAUUGCAAAGAUGGAAAAGCAAAAUGCUGCAGCCGACCUGCCUCCAUCCGACGAGGAAGAUUAGCGUCAUGGAACCCAUUUAUCCCUUUCUUUAUGUCCGUCUGUAUAUUUUCAAUAAAUAUUUUUUAAAAGCUUUC